This is a messenger RNA of Aspergillus glaucus CBS 516.65, 1418 nucleotides long. Its product is annotated as alpha/beta hydrolase. The record is from RefSeq and is a predicted model, not a curated record. NCBI's taxonomy places the organism in Eukaryota, Fungi, Ascomycota, Eurotiomycetes, Eurotiales, Aspergillaceae. The transcript is spliced from 4 exons. Bases 187 to 1080 code for a protein of 297 amino acids.
UUCGAUCGUUGGACGCGGACACCGCAUCAAUCUCUUUCCGCAAGUCGGACACCGAGCUUCAUCUUCCAUCUUUUGAAUUGGCACAUAUUACAUAUUCGUGUUAAUCCCAGAAGUAUAUUCGCUUCAAAAUAUUUGCUGUUGACUUUACCGGUAUUCUCACCAUUUUACAUAUCUUGUUCUUCAAUCAUGGAUUCACGAGACUAUGCAUUCAAAGCAUUCGGCGAUGGAGACCACAUCUACGCUACAGCCCAUUGGUCCAAGUCAAAAGCCGAUGCGCCACUCGGUAUAGCUCUUGCCUUUCAUGGUGGUGGUUUCGUCGUCGGUUCUAGGAAAAUGCUACCUAUGGUCUCCUUGUACGACGGGCCCAUCCAAGAUGCGAAGGAUGUCUACGCAUGGUGCAAAGAUUGUCUUCCAGGGCUGCUCAAAAAUGACGCGAGCCUUGACGUGGAUCCUUCCCGCACCGUCGUAUUCGGCCAUUCAGCCGGCGGUUGCUUGGCUUUACAUACGGGUGCUCUCCAAGAUCCCCCACGUGCGAUUCUCGAUUUCUAUGGUGUCAAGUGCACAACAGAUCCUUUCUGGUUUUUGCCUUUACCGGCUCUUGUGAUGAUCCCGGCACUUAACGAGGCAUUCAUCAACCAGGUUUACAAGGAACCAGUGUCCUCCAACACAAUGCUCUCCCUGGAAAGUGCGACUAAGACCAGUGAUCAGCCAAAAACGAAAGGCUUACCUCGUCCUGACCUUUCGGUACCGAGAAACGCAUGGCUUUUCGUUACUUUGAAGGAAGGCACACAGCUUCCGGCCAUCGUCCAGGAUGGAGAUUACAAGCGUAUUGAUCCCGUCAACUCCUUCUCGGACAAGUUCCCGCCGACGUUUUUCAUUCACGGCGAUGCAGAUGGUAUGAUCAUCCCUAAGUUCAGUAUCGACGCCAAGAAGAAGCUUCAAAGCCUCGGCGUUGAGACUGGGAUUUUGCUACCUGAGGGAAAGUCUCACGGCUUUGAUGUUGGCGUCGAGGUCGAUGAACUGGACUUUGUCAGUAUUCGUGCCGGUCUUGAUUUCUUGAUCAAACACGCAAAGCGCUAGUCGUUCAGCUUUUUAAAUAUUCCACAAUAGUUACCAAGCUUAGAUUGACUUUUCCAGCAACAAUAAUAAGAUCACACGUGCUUGAACAGACGAAUCGCAUUCUCCCGGCCCACCAGCUCCUUGUGAUUGUCUUUCAAUCCCACCGUCCGCCACCAUUCCUGACCUUCCUUGACCUGAUCAUAUGGUGUAUCUAUAUUCUGGUUAGGAUGUUUUCAGGGAGAACCUCUUGAGUAAGUUACGCACCUAUCGAGUACAAACAUCUCUCGACUCCAAGAUCCUCGAUACAGAAUUUCAAUCCAGGAGUCGAAAAGUUUCCCGAUGUAGUGAUAAAGAUAUUC